This is a messenger RNA of Balaenoptera musculus (blue whale), 907 nucleotides long. It is a transcript of the gene FKBP1B, whose product is annotated as FKBP prolyl isomerase 1B. The record is from RefSeq and is a predicted model, not a curated record. NCBI's taxonomy places the organism in Eukaryota, Metazoa, Chordata, Mammalia, Artiodactyla, Balaenopteridae. Gene Ontology annotation, cellular component: sarcoplasmic reticulum membrane. Gene Ontology annotation, biological process: regulation of cardiac muscle contraction by regulation of the release of sequestered calcium ion. The coding region runs from base 101 to 427 and encodes 108 amino acids. The transcript has 4 exons. Gene Ontology annotation, molecular function: peptidyl-prolyl cis-trans isomerase activity.
GGCGGGGUGGCGAGCCGGAGCGCCAGCGGGCCAGGGCCGGAGCCGAGCCGGGGUCGGGGAAACAGCGGGGACCCUCGGAGGCGGGGCCAGUGGGACCGCGAUGGGCGUGGAGAUCGAGACCAUCUCCCCGGGAGACGGAAGGACAUUCCCCAAGAAGGGCCAGACGUGUGUGGUGCACUACACAGGAAUGCUCCAAAAUGGGAAGAAAUUCGAUUCAUCCAGAGACAGAAACAAACCUUUCAAGUUCAGAAUUGGCAAACAGGAAGUCAUCAAGGGUUUCGAAGAGGGCGCAGCCCAGAUGAGCUUGGGGCAGAGGGCGAAGCUGACCUGCACCCCUGAUGUGGCGUAUGGAGCCACGGGCCACCCCGGUGUCAUCCCUCCCAAUGCCACCCUCAUCUUUGACGUGGAGCUGCUCAACUUAGAGUGAAGGCAGGAAGGAACUGAAGGUGGCUGGAGAUUGCUGCUGCUCACCCUCCUAGCCUGCUCUGCCACUGGGACGGCUCCUCCUGCUUGGGGCUCUUGAUCAGUGCGCUAACCUCACUGCCCCAGCGCAUUAUCCAUUCUCUCUGCCCAAGUUGCUCUGUAUGUGUUCCGUCAUUGUUCACGCGCAUCUUUGCUUGAGGAAACUGCAGUUGCAGAUUGAAAUGUUUCAGGUUGUGCAUUUUGCGUGAUGCAUGUAGUAGCCACUCCUGAUCACAGAACAGAUUUCUUGUUCGCACAAUCUACGCUGCCUUACCUUUACUUAAGCCAGACACACAAGGUGCUCAGACAUGAAAUGUACGUGGUGUACACAGAGGGACUUGAGCCAGUUGCCUUUGCUGUCACUUUCUCUCUCGGAAAUUCUGCUGACUUAAACGAUGUCCUUUUUGGAAAUGAUACGAAAAAUAAAGGCUCUGUGCUUGACAAA